This is a messenger RNA of Camellia sinensis, 1164 nucleotides long. NCBI's taxonomy places the organism in Eukaryota, Viridiplantae, Streptophyta, Magnoliopsida, Ericales, Theaceae. The record is from RefSeq and is a predicted model, not a curated record.
AUGGAUACUUUGAAAUCCAUGAUAUUUACUUCAUUUUCAUCCUCUUCUUCUUCCUCCUCCUCUGAAGAGGAGUCUGAUGAUGAAUAUAUGAUCACACUUUUAGCAGCUUAUGAGCAGAAUACCAGUCACAAGUAUAUACGCAGAGAUAGAAGGCAAGGUCAUGACAGAUUGUUUGCAGAUUAUUUUGCUGCAAAUCCAGUGUAUUCAACUACAAUAUUUCGGAGACGUUUUCGAAUGCGUCGUCCUUUGUAUUUGCGAAUUUUGAAUGCAAUCGAAGCACACAAUUCAUAUUUUAUUCAAAAACAAGAUGCAGCUCAUGUAGUUGGAUUAUCUGCCCUACAAAAAAUGACUUCAGCGAUGAGAAUAUUAUCAUACGGUAUUGCAGCAGAUGCAGUUAAUGAUUACAUACGUAUUGGGGAAAGCACUGCGAUUCAAAGUUUGCAACAAUUUUGUUAUUCAGUGAUUGAAAUCUUUGGAGUAGAAUAUCUGAGAUCUCCGACACCAACUGACAUUGCUAGGUUACUUGCUAUUGGCGAGGUUCGGGGGUUUCCGGGUAUGUUGGGAAGUUUAGAUUGCAUGCAUUGGGAGUGGAAAAAUUGUCCAAAAGCAUGGCAAGGUCAAUACGUAACUAUUAUUCUUGAAGCAGUAGCUUCUUAUGACUUAUGCAUUUGGCAUGCAUUUUUUGGAAUGUCUAGGUCACACAAUGACUUGAAUGUAUUAGACCGGUCACCUUUGUUUUCUGAUCUUGCCCAAGGUAAGGCUCCCCCUGUCCACUACACUGUUAAUGGACAUAGUUACGAUAUGGGUUAUUACCUUGCUGAUGAGUCUGCCAGGAAAGAUGUAGAGCGGGCAUUCAGAGUCCUCCAAUCUCGAUUCGCAAUUAUAGGUGGUGUUGUACGUUUUUGGGAUCCAAAAAUGCUUGCCAACAUAAUGAAGACUUGCAUUAUAUUACACAAUAUGAUUGUUGAAGAUGAGAGGGAGGAGCACCUUGAUUUUGAUUAUGAAAUUUCAUCUACCAACACACCAGUGCAACUUUCCUCUACUCCUACCAAUGACUUUGAAUCAUUUUUGUCUCGUCAUUUAGGUAUUAGGGAUAAAAAUGCAUAUCAUGCCCUCCGUAAUGAUUUAAUAGAACAUAUGUGGCAUUUUCGCGGUGAAAACUAG